GUUACGCUCCCCAGCGCCUUAGAGCCGGCCCUGCUAUACGCACCGUGCCCCCAUGAUCUAGGAUGUCCGAAGCUAGGUCUGAGUGUGUGCUCAUUCCCUGUGAAAUGGCAAGUCAUACGCGCUGACGGUAAAAAAUCCCCUCGUGAGAGAGCAGGAUUUGAAAGUGGAAAAUUCUCGUUUAUGAUCCUUGAAAAAGGCAUUCGUCAGCCUCAAACAAGCAUGGCAAGGAUACUCAAAACAAAUUACAAUCGUACCGAACUACCUGUUUUUUGUUGUUGAAU
Molecule: messenger RNA, 281 nt
Organism: Strongylus vulgaris
Lineage: Eukaryota; Metazoa; Nematoda; Chromadorea; Rhabditida; Strongylidae
Source: the annotation of a GenBank genome assembly